This is a messenger RNA of Drosophila willistoni, 4310 nucleotides long. RefSeq lists its product as uncharacterized. Gene Ontology annotation, molecular function: protein binding; DNA binding. The coding region runs from base 100 to 3900 and encodes 1266 amino acids. Lineage: Eukaryota; Metazoa; Arthropoda; Insecta; Diptera; Drosophilidae. The record is from RefSeq and is a predicted model, not a curated record. The transcript has 8 exons.
AUGAUUUUGCCAUCUCUAGUUUGCAUUGAACGCGGUUUGCAAAUUUUACUUUUGUUUGAAGUAUCUUUUGAUUGCUGUUUAUUGUGAAAAGAGAGCACCAUGAGCUCAGCGGAUGAUGAUAUUCCUGGUACGUCGUCGUCAGCGGCUGCUGCCAAAACCACCGACUAUGCCAAGAAAUACAAGCGUUCGAAGUCUCGAUUAAGUAAAUCCUCAAAAUUCACAUCUCACUCACCGGAUAGGAAGCACAAUCUAUUCCAUCAUCGUAGUCCGACCAGUCUACGGGAUCGUGUCUUGCUGGCCAAUGCCAAUGCUGUGGAACGGGCCUUGUCGGUGUCCACUGGUGAUUUGAGCGAUAGCACUACUACCACUAGCGGCAGUAGCGGUAGCACCACUACCUCCAGCGGCUCCUCCAGCAGCAGCAGCGGCUCAUCGUCGCCCACACCGUCCAGUGAACCUAAACCUGGUGCCAUACGAAAACCGAAGAAAAAGAAGACCAAAAAAUCCAAGGAUCGUCGCAAUUCGAGAGAUUCAGUUUUAAUUGGAUUUUCGGGAAGCUUUCCAAAUUUAUCCUCAACCCAAAGCAUCGAUUCGGAAUCGGAGAGACAGCCGUCUCCUGGCGAUCUUAGGUCAAUUGGUGCCAGCGGCCUGGGCAUUUUUCCACCAGAACGUUAUGAGACAGAGCUGGCGGAACAGCAGCAAAAGCAUUUGGACUCUCCAUCCGCAUCCUCAUCAAUCUCUGAUCCGAAUUCAACUGCUACUACACCGACACCAACAGCCAUGCAACAGCCAAUUUCAAUCCCUACACCGAUCCCAGCAUCCCCAUCAGAUGAACAAGCAACUCUAACAACAGAAACAACAGCAACAUCAAGUUGCAUUAAUCUGAUAUCGACAACUAAGAUCACUCCAAGUGCAAUUGCAUAUUCCCCGGCAAAAGUAGAGGAACCAAAACCAGAACCUAAACCAGAACUAGAGGACCAACAAACUGAUCUACCACGCACCAUUGAACCAGACCAAGAGCAACAGAAGGAAAAUGUUAUUCCAAAGACGGAAAUAGGAAAGCCUAUGGAGGAAGCAACACCACAAGACGAUGAUGAAAUCGAUAAAGAUGUUUUACGUAUACGUAAACGAAGUGCUUCUGGUGGCAUUAUCCAGAAGGCAGAGGGGGAAGGCAACGGAGAUGUUGCUGGCCAUGAAGAUCCGAAACAGGAUAGGCAACAUUUACAAGCUAAGCGUAAAAAAAUAUCAGCAUUGCCAUCAGGAUGCGGACUAAGUGGACGCUCCAAAUCAUUCAGUGUCGCGAGUAGCACAGAACGUGAUGCGGAUGCGAGCAGACAACGAUCUCUGAGUGAGGCAAAUGUGUCAUUAAUAGACAAUGUUAAUUUUGUGCAUAAACCACAGAAAGUGGAGCUGGAAGAACAAGUAGUGCACAAGAAGGAGGAGGAGCAGGAAGAGGAGGCGGAGGAGCAGCAUCAACAGGAGCAGGAGAAGAAACCGCUCAACCCCCAAGUAGAUAUAAAUGCAGAUGAACCACACGCACCGCCAAGUGGUUUGCUUUUGUCGAAAACCAAGGAGGAAGAGACGUCGGCCACCGUUAAAAGGUCGGAGCGACUGUCGGCUCAGCAGACGCGUCGUCCACCGACACCGAAAUUAAAGCCAACCGAUGAACACUAUCGCCUUCCUUUUGCCCAUGGCUGGAAACGUGAACUGGUCUUGCCCAGCACCGAUACCCAUCGACGGUCCGGCGAUGUGUUCUUCAUCUCGCCCGAGGGUCGCAAGUUUCGGUCACGUGAAGACAUUAUACCCCAACUCAAGGGCGAUCUGACAAUUGAUCACUUUUGCUUUCAACGCGUUUCACAAGAAGUGGGUCCAGAGUUUGAGCUAGUGCGUCGUGCUGUGCCGGUCAAUGCGAGGUCGCAGCCCAGUUUCUUCUCAUCCACGCCGGCAGUGUCCGGUAAACGGGUGCCCAAACCGAAGGUACCCAAGGGAGCUAGUCCCCCGCCUGAAGGAUGGACACCCACCAUGGCCGUUAAAGGCAAUGCCCGAGCAAUAGCGGCGACGGCGUCCACCAAUGGGUCAAAUAGUUCAAGUGUGGGCCAUUCUCAAGCCGGUGCCACUAGUGUAAACUCUUCGCGCAAGCGUAGUGCGCAGAUAUCCAGCAAGCAUACGGCAGCGAAACAGCAACCAUCUCCACCAGCAGCAGCUGCAGCACCAUUAAAGCUUCCUAACCAGAGUCAGAGUCAGGAUUCUUCAUUUGAUAACGACGCCGACAACGAAGCCGAAGUGGAAGAUGAAGAUGGCAAUGUCAGUGGCGCUAGUAUGCUCGAAAUAAGCGAGCAAAUGGAACAACCGGGUCAAUUGCCUCCUGCCCAAUUGCUUAGUGAUAACGUCCUAAGUCCUGACACGCCUCGCUGGCAGGAGAUUGUGGUCAUUGGUGGCCGUAAAGCAAUUUCAAUUUUGGACAAUCCGCCAAGAAUUUCAACUCGUCGUUCCUCUCCCGUAGUUCCCCAAGCGGUAAUAGAUGGCUGGAAUAGUAAAUACGAUCAACUCUAUAACAAGCGCAUAGCAGGACCCAAGAAAUUGAAUCAGAAUGCAAUAUUGGAGAGUUUGGGCAAUGCUCAUAAUGGCUGUCAAGUCCUAAUGGGCAUUAUGAAAACUAUGACCCUUAAGGAACGUGCCAAUAUGUCACAUGUGUGCAAAACCUGGGCCAUGAUCAGUCGGGAUAGAAGUGUCUGGAAAUCCGUCACCCUAAGGGAUACUUAUAUUAGUAGUUGGAUUAUUUGCAUGCGAGAGUUGGCUCGUCAUCGCACAAGGGAUCUGGACAUGAUGGGCAUGAUAUUGGCUAAACCGGAAUUGCGAUUGACCGGUGAUUUGCGUAUAUUAAAAUCUCUAAGAGUGUUACGCACCGAUCCCAGUGAUGCGGAGUUUUUGCAUUUGGUAUUUAAGCAUCUGACACAGCUGCUGGAACUGCGUUCCAUUUGCACCAGCAACUCGCUCAGUCUGUCGAAUCUGGAGUCGAUGCAUGGACUGAAGGUACUACGACUGCACAUGAUUGAUCCCUCAGCGAAAAUCAAUUCAUUGGGCACGCUCGGGCAACUGACCAACUUGACCGAGCUGUGUGUGCGCGGAGCUACAAAUCUGGAUGAAAUGGAGAUCGCUCAGCUGAAGGCAUUGACCAAACUGGAGACUCUGGUGUUGGGAUCUUGUUUGGAUGUGGAUCGGGUGCAACUGGGCCAAGAGGUAUUGCCAGCUCUUACGAAUCUUCGACAUUUUCGACUGGAGAACGAACACAAGCUCAUGGAUGUUUUUCCCAUACACGACAUAAUGCAGGGCUUGUCUGCUGCUGGUCAGGUCAAACGGUUGGAAUUGGUCAAUGUGGAUGUGGAUGAGGAUUUCGGGCAUCUAAUGGCCAAAUGCAAGAACUUGGAGGAACUCCUGUUAAUGCCCAAAUGUAUGCAUAAUACAGCCAAUAUGACCAAUGCUGUGAUGCAAGCGGUCAGCGAUAAUGCUGAUCAGUUAAGGGUUCUUCGGAUGGGCCUCGCGACUCAGCUACUAAGUGCCACGAAUUAUCUGUGCAAGGGCAAAGAUGUGGUGCCAGUGCGUCGACCCGUUCCAGGCAUUCCUGCCAAUGAUCACUUAAACUUCUGCUCCGACGAUUGCCAUGAAACUGAUCAUGGCCAGUGUGUGGCAUAUUUACCAAUGGAACGCCUCGAAUCUAUUUUGCAUCACAUGAUGCCGCAGGCCUGGCUAAGUGUGGCCAAAAUAGCCAUGCGUGACACAACAAAGCUUCAGUUCCUCAAACGGCCAGAUGUUGGCAAACCAAUGAACCGGGAAUUGCAGCAGCAGCGGCAGCAGCUGAAUCAAGAUCCUAUGCUCAAAGAACCAAAACCAACAGCUCCUUGAAUCCAACUUUCGUUUGGAUAACUUUCCUCUCGAUCUCUCUCGUCCCAACUACUGCACUAUCCUUCAUCUAUCCUUCAAUAUAUAUACAAUUUCGUUUAUACUUUUGUAAUCCCCCAGAGAAUAUCAAGACUGAGUCUUCGAGAGCCAUCACAAAGAAAAAAAGAAACCUCCCCACACACACACACACACACACACAAAACAAACAAACUACAACAACAAAAAAGUAUUAACUGAGGAGACAUUUUAUAUUUGUGUUCUCCCUUUUUAGCUGCAAAGUGGCUAUAUAGGGAGAGAGCUAGGAUCGAUAAUUCAUCCAGCGGUAUAUGUAUAUUCCGAAAUAUGUGUUUAACAUUUUUUUUUGCAAUGUUAUGAAAUGAAUCAUCAAUAAAACUUCUAUUUAGAAACCAAAA